AUGAUGCCCCUCUACAGGGAAGAGUUUGUCCUCUACCUGUCCUUGUACCUGCUGGGCACUCCAGGCUCUGCUGCACCUGGCUUGCUGAACUACCCUUUGGGAGGAGUGGGCAUCCUCCUCAGCUCAUGGAGACUCUUCCAAGAGGUGUCGAAUGGGUGGGUGGGCCCGGCACCCACCACUCAGCCUUUUCUCGGUGGCCGGGGUCCAGGACAGGGAGCAGGGGUUGGUGGAGUGCUCAGCAGGCCUCUCACCUCCCGGUGGGACGCAGGUUCCGGGCGUGGGGAGGCUGAGACGCGGGAGUGCAUCUACUACAACGCCAACUGGGAGCUGGAGCGCACCAACCAGAGCGGCCUGGAGCGCUGUGAGGGCGAGCAGGACAAGCGGCUGCACUGCUACGCCUCCUGGCGCAACAGCUCCGGCACCAUCGAGCUCGUCAAGAAGGGCUGCUGGCUGGACGACUUCAACUGCUACGACAGGCAGGAGUGUGUGGCCACGGAGGAGAACCCCCAGGUGUACUUCUGCUGCUGCGAAGGCAACUUCUGCAAUGAGCGCUUCACCCAUCUGCCUGAGGCGGGGGGCCCAGAAGUCACGUACGAGCCACCCCCGACAGCCCCCACCCUGCUCACGGUGCUGGCCUACUCGCUGCUGCCCAUUGGGGGCCUCUCCCUCCUCGUCCUGCUGGCCUUCUGGAUGUACCGGCAUCGAAAAGCCCCCUACGGCCACGUGGACAUCCACGAGGAUCCUGGACCUCCACCCCCAUCCCCUCUGGUGGGCCUGAAGCCACUGCAGCUGCUGGAGAUCAAGGCUCGGGGGCGUUUUGGUUGUGUCUGGAAGGCUCAACUCAUGAAUGACUUCGUAGCUGUCAAGAUUUUCCCACUCCAGGACAAGCAGUCGUGGCAGAGCGAACGGGAGAUCUUCAGCACGCCCGGCAUGAAGCACGAGAACCUGCUGCAGUUCAUUGCUGCUGAGAAGCGAGGCUCCAACCUCGAGGUGGAGCUGUGGCUCAUCACGGCCUUCCACGACAAGGGCUCCCUCACGGAUUACCUCAAGGGGAACAUCAUCACGUGGAACGAGCUGUGUCACGUGGCAGAGACGAUGUCAAGAGGUCUCUCCUACCUGCAUGAGGAUGUGCCCUGGUGCCGUGGUGAGGGCCACAAGCCGUCUAUCGCACACAGGGACUUUAAAAGCAAGAAUGUAUUGCUGAAAAGCGACCUCACGGCCGUGCUGGCUGACUUUGGCCUGGCUGUUCGGUUUGAGCCAGGGAAACCUCCAGGGGACACCCAUGGGCAGGUAGGCACACGGCGGUACAUGGCCCCUGAGGUACUCGAGGGAGCCAUCAACUUCCAGAGGGACGCCUUCCUGCGCAUUGACAUGUAUGCCAUGGGGCUGGUGCUCUGGGAGCUCGUCUCCCGCUGCAAGGCUGCGGACGGACCGGUGGACGAGUACAUGCUGCCCUUUGAAGAAGAGAUUGGCCAGCACCCCUCGCUGGAAGAGCUGCAGGAGGUGGUGGUGCACAAGAAGAUGCGGCCCACCAUUAAGGAUCACUGGCUGAAGCACCCGGGCCUGGCCCAGCUCUGUGUGACCAUCGAGGAGUGCUGGGACCACGACGCAGAGGCCCGCCUGUCUGCAGGCUGCGUGGAGGAACGGGUGGCUCUGAUCCGAAGGUCAGUCAACGGCACUACCUCGGACUGUCUUGUCUCCCUGGUGACCUCUGUCACCAAUGUGGACCUGCCCCCUAAAGAGUCGAGCAUCUAGGCCCAGGACAUGAGUGGAUCUCCAGACUCAGUGGAUCUGAAGAGGAAAAGAAAAAAAAAGUUGUGUUUUGUUUUGGAAAUCCCAUAACACCAACAAACACAUAAAAUGCAGCUGCUAUUUUACCUUGA
Pteropus alecto (black flying fox) is the source of this 1883-nucleotide messenger RNA. RefSeq names its product activin A receptor type 2B (gene ACVR2B). Gene Ontology annotation, cellular component: plasma membrane; activin receptor complex. Gene Ontology annotation, molecular function: activin receptor activity; ATP binding; activin binding. The record is from RefSeq and is a predicted model, not a curated record. Gene Ontology annotation, biological process: cellular response to growth factor stimulus; protein phosphorylation; activin receptor signaling pathway. The coding region runs from base 1 to 1755 and encodes 584 amino acids. The transcript has 11 exons. NCBI's taxonomy places the organism in Eukaryota, Metazoa, Chordata, Mammalia, Chiroptera, Pteropodidae.